Molecule: messenger RNA, 2277 nt
Organism: Leptidea sinapis
Lineage: Eukaryota; Metazoa; Arthropoda; Insecta; Lepidoptera; Pieridae
Product: craniofacial development protein 2-like
Exons: 6
Coding region: 1-2277 (758 amino acids)
Molecular function (GO): catalytic activity
Source: RefSeq, a predicted model, not a curated record
AUGGAGAACCAAACGAAAGAAAUUACAACUAAAUUAACGGAAAAAAUUGACGAAAAGCUUCAGCCAAUCAUCGAAGAAAAUAAAAACUUAAAGAUUGAAAUAAAUAAUUUGGAAAAGAAAGUAGCUUGGUUAGAGAAGGAUAGAAAGAAAAACAAUAUUGUUAUAUUUGGAAUGGAAGAGAGCGAGAAGUCCAACAAACAAUUAAUUACGAAGGUCAUAGAUGAAAUAAAAAAGUUAGAGAUAGAAUUAAGUGUACAAGAGAUAAAUUCUGCGCAUCGAGUUGGAAAGACAACAGCUGAUAAAGACUUCUCGAAAGAGGUGUUAGAGAAAAGGCGCUCGUUACAAGCUCAAUUGCUAGAAGAGAGGAAAAGAGGGAAUUUUGCUUACAUCAAAUACGAUAAACUAAUAAUAAAGAACAAUAAGAGUCAUGAGAAACGAAAGCGUACCCCAUCUACGCCAUAUAGCUCUAAUGCUUCUUCACAAAGUCCAAAUGUAACAGAGUCUAUAAGCAACACACCAACAUCAAAAUUUAACAACAUUAAGAAUAACUACGAAAAUCUUCCUCCAAGCCGAUUGGUCAUCGUGGAGGAAAAUGACCAACACCCUCUAAAUCCUAAUUGUAACUUCACAGUUAACUACCCUUCUCAAAAAGACAAACAUAAUAUAUACAUAUCAACAUUAAAUGUACGAUCUAUUAGCUCACCAGAAAGGUUACUUGAAUUUGAAAAAGCACUCGACGAUAUUAAAUGGGACAUAAUAGGUUUAAGCGAAGUGCGAAGAAUGGGAGAGUGUAUUGAAGAAUAUGACAACUACCUUCUAUAUCAUAACGGAGAAACACCAGGCCUUUACGGAGUUGGUUUUCUGUUAAAAAAAUAUCUGUCAUCAAAAGUAGAAGAAAUAAUUGGUAUAUCCGAAAGAAUAGCAAUCUUAAACAUUAAAUUACCAACAUCAGUAAAAGAUGAAUCAUGGACAAUCGUACAAGUAUAUGCUCCCACUGAACCUACAAAUAAGAAAGAAUGUUUGAAAGUUGAAGAAUUUUUCGAAACAUUACAAUCGAUCAACCAUUAUAUGAAAAAGAACGUUAUAGUUAUGGGUGAUUUUAAUGGCAAAAUAGGACAACGUAAGCUCGGCGAAGAGCACAUAAUAGGCAAUUCCAGUUAUGGUAUACGAAGUAAAAAUGGUAAUAAAAUUAUCAGUUAUGCCUUACAAAAUAAACUAACAAUUCUCAACAGUCAAUACAAAAGAAAACCUAAUAAAAAAUGGACCUGGGUGUCACCUAAUGGAAAUUAUAAGAACGAAAUUGAUUUUAUUAUGACAAAUAAAGCGAGAUGUUUUUCUAAUAUACAUGUUUUGAACAAUUUUAAUUUUAAUACCGACCAUAGAAUGGUAAGAGCUUCACUAAAAAAAGUACCAGCCAAAAAGUCGAGAAGAAAUUAUAGAAACACCAAGCCAAUACCUAUAACAGAGGAUUGCAAAAAACUACAAAAUAAUCUGUCCAUAGCUUUAAACCAGGAAGACAAAAACUAUGAGGAUAUAGAAGAACAAUAUAAUUCAUUAAUAACUAACCUAAUAAGGGAAACAGUAAAAUGUAAACCAGAAGCAAAGACUCUAUCAGAUGAAAACAAAGAUCCUCUACCGGAGAUCCUUCUUAGUGAAACUGUUUCAGCUAUCAAAUCACAGAAAAACGACAAAUCACCAGGACCUGACCAAAUAUCAAAUGAGAUGCUCAAAGCCACCUUACCUAUAAUAGCACCCAAGCUCACUGUACUAUUUAAUCAAAUCCUGAAAACUGAAAGCAUUCCGGCAGACUGGACUAAAUCAACUAUAGUAUUAAUUUAUAAAAAAGGUUUUGUCGACUACAACAAAGCUUUUGACUCGCUAGAACAUGAUGCAAUUUGGAACUCUCUUAAAGUUCAAGGAGUUCAUGGAAAAAUAAUAAAUAUUUUAAAGAAUAUAUACUCCAAAAGCACAGCUCGAAUAAAAUUGGAUAAGGCCAGCAGCGAGUUCCCAAUAGAAAGAGGAGUCAGACAGGGAGAUCCUAUAUCUCCCAAACUAUUCUCAGCAGUAUUAGAAAUGAUAUUCAGAAAUCUUGAAUGGGAAACAAAAAUGGCGAUGGACAGGCCAUAUGAUCAGAGACAAUUCUGGAAAAUGGACGAAAAAAGUGACGGAGUGGUACCCCAGAAACGGAAAAAGAAAAAGAGGCAGGCAAUCCAAAAGAUGGGAGGACGACAUCCGAAACUUGGUCGGAAGCAUGUGGACUCGUCUAGCCAGAGAUAG